Molecule: messenger RNA, 2094 nt
Organism: Entrophospora candida
Lineage: Eukaryota; Fungi; Glomeromycota; Glomeromycetes; Entrophosporales; Entrophosporaceae
Source: the annotation of a GenBank genome assembly
AUGUCCCGAUUUUUCAAGGAUUCAGAGGAUAGUGAAUCGGAGGAUGAUGAUAUUAUUUCAGACGAUGAUCAUAUUUCCUCCGAUGAUGAAAAUGUCUCUGAUGAAGAAGGAGAAAGAAAACCCAUCGCUCAAGCUAAUAAAAAUCGCUUCUUGAUUGGCGGCGGCGCACUUUCUUCUGAAAGUGAAGAAGAGGAUGUGAAACGAGAAGUUAAGUCAGCUAGAGAUAAACGAUUGGAUGCUGUGGGGCUUUGUGUAAAGAAUAUUGAAAAUGCCGAGAAAAUUAAUGAUUGGGUUGUGAUCCAAACUGAAUUUGAUAAAUUGAAUAAGAUUAUAUCAAAACAACAACCACAUGAACAAGUGCCAAAACUUUACAUAAAAACAAUUGCCCAACUUGAAGAGUUUUUAAAUGAAUCAAUACAAAAAGACAAAGAGGCAAAGAAGAAAAUGAUUCUAGAAUUCACUUCGGAAGAUUUGUAUAGGAAAUUACUAGAAGUUAUGGAGGCAAGAGGGAAAAAGAAUACAGAUAGAUUGGAGCAAAUUAAAAUUCUUCAAAGUUUAUUGGAAGUUGCUUCCACACCUUAUCAACAAAUACGCGUACUGCUUGCUUUGAUUCCUGCUCAAUUUGAUUAUAGUCCUACAAUACUUGAAAAUAAUCCACAUUUCAUAAUUCAUGAGGUUGUUGAUGAUCAAGAAGAGGAUAAUGAGCCAGUAGUUGAGCCUGGUCAAACUUUUGGUAUACGUGGCUCAAUUCUUUCUUUUAUUGAUAGAUUAGAUGAUGAAUUUACAAAAUCUUUACAAAAUAUCGAUCCACAUACUACUGAUUAUGUGGAUAGAUUGAAAGAUGAAACAUUCUUAUAUUCUACUAUUGUUAGAGGUCAAUUAUACUUUGAAAAACAUAAUUUAGCUGAUAACAUAAGUAGACCGGAUCAAGUUAUUCAAACAGUCGAAAAUACAGUGAAUCAACAAAUUCCAUCAGGAAUAUCAUCUACAAUCAUCCCACCCCACUUAACACAAGAUUCUUCAGAUCUUAUUCAUGCUCUUUGUGUUUAUUUGUACAAGAAUGGUGAAUCUUUACUCCGUACACGUGCAAUGCUUUGUCACAUCUAUCAUCAUGCUUUACACAAUCGUUUCUAUACUGCUCGUGAUAUGCUUUUAAUGUCACAUUUGCAAGAUACAAUUCACCAAAGUGAUGUUGGAACACAAAUUUUACAUAAUCGUACAAUGGUUCAAGUUGGUCUUUGUGCUUUUCGUGAGGGAAUGAUUAAGGAAGCACAAAGUUGUUUAAUGGAAAUUUGUGGAAGUGGUCGAGUAAAAGAAUUGUUGGCUCAAGGUUUACAAUUACAAAAAUAUGCACUUCCACCAGAACAAGAAAAAUUAGAUAAACAACGUCAAUUACCAUUUCAUAUGCAUAUCAAUUUUGAAUUGUUAGAAUGUGUUUAUUUGACUUGUUCUAUGUUAUUGGAAAUUCCAAGUAUGGCUGCUGCUGAUUCCAAUCCUGAAGCUCGAAAAAAAAUAAUUAGUAAACCUUUCAGAAAAUUGUUAGAGUAUAGUGAAAAACAAGUGUUUAGUGGUUGGGAUCAUAUAAUGGGUGCAGCUAAAGCACUUGCUGUUGGUGAAUGGCAAAGAUCUCAAGAACUCAUCGGUGCUAUAAAAAUAUGGGAUUUGAUGCCUGAGAAAAAAAAGAUAAUAGAGAUGUUGAAUCAUAAAAUUCAAGAAGAAGGUCUUCGCACUUAUCUUUUCACCUACUCCACUUACUAUGCAAACUUGGGACUUGAACAAUUGAGCAAUAUGUUUUCUUUACCUGUAAACAAUGUCACUUCAAUUGUUUCUAAAAUGAUUUGGAAUGAGGAAUUAGCUGCAUCAUUGGAUCAAGUAGAAAAUGCCAUAGUGUUACACAGAGUGGAACCUACAAAAGUUCAACAAUUGGCUUUAAUGCUUGCUGAAAAAGUAGUAACAUUUGUUGAAGCUAAUGAAAAAUUAUUGGAACAAAAGCAAACAACUGGUAACCAAAGAGAUCAACCAAGACAAAGAGGCAAGAAAAAUUUUCAUAUACCAUUUAAAAGCAACAGAACUAAAUUAUCACAACAGAAUUAA